UUUGGCUGAGUGGGCAGCCUGCUGCCGGAUUUGGGAGAUCCCUCUCCAGUGUCAGGGCUGGGUGAGGGAGGGUGUACAUACGCGGCAUGACAGCCCUUCCUGAUGACAUGGUAGCCUCCGACCUUACCUCGGCCAUUGUUUUGGCUGGGGUUCGGCAUGAGGAAACGAUCGCAGCCUUUGAUGAUGGCCCCAAACGGAGAUCCAGAUGGUCUGAGUGCAAGGUCGCAAAGAAAGGAAAGCGAUGGGGCCUCCCAGAUGACAAGCCGUACAAGCCACUGAGCUAUGUUGAUCUUCCCAUGGGUCUCUCUGAGAAGGAGAUUGAUCAAUUCCUCAGAGAACAACGGCUAGAGGAUCUUCACCGGAAGAUUCAGGCACAUGAGCUGGAAGAUGUAGAUCCAGACAUUCGGCCUCCUUCGCCACCACCCGUCUAUGACAAGGGUGGCAACAGACUGAACACUAGGGAUGUACGUAUCAGGAAAGCUAUGACAGCUGAGUACAACAGGCUGAUCAGGUAUAUGAUCAAACAUGUUGAUGGAUACCUGCCACCUGUGGACUGGAAACCUUCCAAGCUGAUGAAGAAAAUCAUUAUUCCAAUCGAAAAGUUUCCUCAGGCACCUUUCAUGGGCGUUAUCAUUGGUCCACGUGGUGUAAACCACAAAAGGCUUCAGGACACGACGGGUUGCAAGAUCUUUAUCCGUGGCCGAGACAUUGGCGACAAAUGGCAGACAGACGAGGAGGCAGCGAUGCCGCAGCAUGUGCACAUUGAAGGUGAGACGGAGGAGCAGAUCCUCCACUGCGAGCGCCUUGUUGAGCCUUUGCUGAACCCAGAAAGUCCAGAAUUCGAGUAUGCCCGAACGCACGGUAUGCAGCAGCUUGCCAUGGUGAACGGUUUCUCCUUGAACAAGGCUGAGCAGAGGUGUGGUAUUUGUGGUGCUUUGGGUCACUUGGGAUUCGAAUGCCCAGAAACAAACAACCAGAACUACAAGAUGGCGAAUGUGACAUGUACCAUUUGCGGUGACAAGGGGCACGUGGCGUCAGACUGUAAAAAGGCGGCUGAAAUCAACAAAAGAGAGAACGUUGAUUGGAAGGCCAUGGCCGAGAAGAAGGCCCAAAUGGACAAGGACUUUAAUGACAUGAUGAAUGACAUGGGUGGUUUAGGAGGCCAAGCUCAGGCUGGUGGGCAGCCAUCCGGUGGUCAGACCCUGGUGACCAUGGACUCCGCACCAGGAGCUGGGACAAGCAAUGUUGACAAGACCAUCAUUGUGCCGGGUCAUUUAGUUGGCAAGAUCAUAGGCCCAGCGGGUGCCACCAUCAAGAAGAUGGCCGCAGACACGGGGGCCCAGAUCAACAUGGACUCGGUGGUGCAGCCAGGAGGUGGAAAGGCAGUGGUCAUUACAGCAGCAGAUCCUGCUGCUCGAGAGCGUGCCAAGGCCCAUGUGCAGAACUGGAUCAAAGACAACCAGGCUCCGGCCAUGGGACCUGGCUACCAGCCUGGCUUGGGUGGCAUGCAGCCAAUUGGUGGACUUGGUGGCAAAGGUGGCAUGGGAGGUGGCGGCAAAGGAUUGGGUAUGGGAGGUAUGGGCAUGGGACCUCCGCCUGGAGGUAUGGGUAUGGGUCCCGGUAUGGGCAUGGGUCCGGGACCUGGGAUGGGUGGAAUGGGUCCGGGCAUGGGCAAAGGCGGCAUGGGACCUAUGCCUGGCCCAGGUGGCAUGGGCAAAGGUAUGGGCCCGCCAGGCGCCCCUCCCAUGGGAAUGGGGCUUGGCGGCAAAGGUAUGGGCGGCUGUGGUAUGGGCAUGCAGAACAUGCCAAAGAGCACAGGAGGCUUGAUGCCUCAAAACACAGGAAUGAUUCGGCCUGGACAGAUGGGCAUGCCGCCUCCACAAUACUGAGCUGAGAAGCCUAGUGAUCACAGUCUAGAAGCCUAGCUCAGACAAACCUUUGCUAGAUCAAAGAGGAUCCAAGCAAUGCUUAUGCAAUGUCAUCUUCUCUGAUGCAUAGAUCGGGCAGUGAAACGGAGAGAGGCCAAUUGCCAA
Messenger RNA from Durusdinium trenchii, 2033 nucleotides. NCBI's taxonomy places the organism in Eukaryota, Dinophyceae, Suessiales, Symbiodiniaceae. The record is from the annotation of a GenBank genome assembly.